CAGCGCAGCAUCCCGCAUCACACUGAAGGAUGCUGGCAACCAUGUCUGAAAAAACACACACACAACCACAUAUGGCUGACGAGGUGGAAACAGCAAUGUAGCUUUGAAGAUGCCAUCCUUUUUCGUCUCUCGUUUUCUCUUCUUUAUAUUUUUGUCCGGUUUUAAAGGCACAGCCGGUAAAUCGAUCCCUGAAAGGGAAGCUCUCGAGGUGCAAGUGAGGGUCCAGGUGUUUGACAGCGGUGAUCUUUCACCCCUGGCCAACGCUGCUAUUGCUGUUCAUGGUAACCAGACUCUGCUGGCACAAAGCAAAGCAGGCAGUGAUGGCGUGCAGGUCGUCAGCUUCCUGUACCGCACGGGAACAUGGGUAAUCAUUACGGCAUCUCAGAGAGAUUACCUCACCAGCUCAGUGCCAUGGCACGCCAGCCGUUUACCCCUAUAUGCCUCUGUCAGUCUUUACCUGAUGGCCCAGAAGCCUGGCACACUGAUCCUAUAUGAUGAUGUCAUCCAGGUGUUUCAUGGCUCUCCAAGUGGGCGGAGCCAGCCAUGGCUGCAGGUUCCAAGGCGGAGCCUACAGUUUAACUCCUCCUACACUGAACUUACCGCAGUUUUAACAACAGCCAGAGAGCAGAAUGAAAUUAACUCAUUCCCUUACCCACUCGCUCUUGAACCAAACAACACUGGAGGAGAGAAUGGCUGGACGGACCUGACAACAAUAGCAGCGGUCAGCGCGCAACUGUUUGACCGCGAGGGUCGAGCGGUUGAGGUCAGUGAGCCCGUUCAUAUCUCCGUGCCUCUGCCUUCUGAUACCCACAUACGAUCUGCCACCAGCAUACCCGUAUGGAUGUAUGACACCAAGACAGGACUAUGGGUUCGAAACGGAACAGGAUUUAUCACUCGAGAGGGAUCGCAGCUAACGUGGGACUUCACUGCCUCCCAGCUUGGCUACUGGAUUGCAGCUUUCCGUUCUUCAGCAGGCUCAGGUUUGUCUCACCCAGGCCUGAGGGAUAUCACUGCCUACCACACCUUCUUUCUGCUGUCCAUCUUGGGAUCUCUCGCUCUGUUGGUACUAGUCUUGCUCUGCGUCCUGCUCUAUUAUUGCAGACGAAGAUGUUUGAAGCCUCGACGGCAGCAGAAACAGGUUCAAGCACCAUCUGCUUUGAACGGAUCCAAGCGAGACCAAGGCACCUCCAUGUCCCAUUUGAACCUCAUCUGUGGUGGCCACGUCGAAUCCGCUGCCUCCAAUGGCAACAUGGAUGCCAACAAAUCCGAAGGAUCCCCAUCCCAUGCUUUCAAAAGUGCUCGGGAUGAGUUUACAAGGCACAUUCCUGCCCAUAAGCUUCGGCAUUCCUCCAAGACCAAGCAAUCCAAAGGAGCCCAAAAGAAUGCAGAGAGUUUUCCAAUGAAGGUACAUCGAUCUACGGAUACAAGCAAUCUGGAUAGCAAUCUUCUACAUGAUGAUUACGGACGCAACUAUAGCCCUGAUGACAAGGAUCACGACUAUCGUCGUAGACAUGUUGUCAAUGAUAACCGUGGCUACACAUCCGACCCGCCUUCUCCACCACUUGUCGACAAGCCACCGGAGUAUUCACAGGUUUUGCAAGGCCCAGAUCACCUUGCUCGCCCAACGUCACUCAAUACACAACCAGGUCAGAUUAUAUUCUGCAGCUCUCUGGAUCAGAUGAAGGAGAACAUGUACCGUACUAUGGUACCAACACUUGUGAUUCCAGCCCACUACAUGAGGCUUUCAUCCGAGUUUGGUGCCACAGAUCAGGGUAAAGACGGGGCAAACCAGGCGGACCGAGACGGACAGAGUUCGCAAGGUGCCAGCAGUGGAAUUCAAGGCCAAAACCACCAAGGCCAAACCCCUGGUUCAGGCCAUUUAGACGCCCAGCAAGGUGCAUCUCCAGCAGGCUCCGACGAGAGUGUGUGGCCUCCCGGUGGACCACCGGCACCGGUUCACAUCCCUGUUUUGUUCAAUGACUCCACCAUCUCCCAGAUGAAUGGGGAGCUGCAGGCGCUCACCGAGAAGAAGCUUCUGGAACUGGGGGUGAAGCAACACCCACGUGCCUGGUUCAUAUCACUUGACGGACGCGCCAAUGCUCACGUGCGCCACUCGUACAUUGACGUAGGUGCCGAUCUCAGCCACAGUGGAACGCAUAGUGGAAACCACAGCGCCCAAAGUACGCUAAGUGCCCCUGCCGGGAGUAGUAAGGACCGAAGCGUAGACACAAGUCUUCAAGAGACCCAGCAUGAGCGCAAGUCCGCAUCUGGUCGCAAGAACAAAGAGGAACACCACGGAAGUGGACGCAAGGGCCAUGGAGGAAGCAGCUCGAGCAGUACAAGUGGCGGAAAACACUACUCCAAACCAACCUACCAUGAUCCGCUGGAUCUAAGUGGAGGAGUGAGCCGCAUGGGAGCCAGUUCACCACUGGAAAACCCAUUGACCCCUCUUUUGGAUGACGGUCCUGAAGAACCCCGAGGGUCUUCGAUGCCGAGAAGAGGUCGAAGCCGUGGGAACAGCUCACGUAGUAGCAACAGCGAAACACAACGUGACUCCGUCACCAGCCCGGAAGACGACAACGACCUCGAUGACAAGGAUGAAAACAAGAAGAGUCCCUGGCAGCGCAUUGAAGAGCGCCCCCUAAUGGUGUUUCACGCCAAGAAGUAGAGCGAGAAAUCAAUCCCAGCAGCUGCCUUGAAUGAUUGGACUAACUAGAGAUGUGUUCAAAUUGAUAAUGACUCUGAAAGUUUGACUAUUUGUGUCGUUAUAAGUUGAUAGACGUUUCCAAAAUGAUUAUUCCAUUGGAUUUUGAAGUCUUUCCAUGACAACAUACUUUCACAGAUCAAUUUGAAUGCAUCUCAGGGGUCAAAGAACACAAAUUUGGUGGCAUCAUACCAACCUAGUGUUUUGCACACCAAGAAUUACAUUAAAUUCAAGACUAGAACGCCAUUGUAGAUAGAGGAAUACGAGAUACCAAACAACAGGGCGAGUGCAUUAAAAUAAAGCACAACACAACAACACAAUAUGCUGGUCUACAAGAGGAAGACUUUGUCUUACAGUCCUUCUAUUUCCAAACCAAUCAGACUCUUACAAACUAUUGCAUCCAAAAGUACCCAAGUACCUUUUCACUCUCAAUGGCUUGGUGAUAGACUUUUUCAAUGGAUGGCUUUCGCUCAAGUCUUCAAUAUGUUGGAUCAAGAACUUGACGUUUUACCGAAAUUCAUGUAAGAGUUUUAGAGACCCAUUUUCUUAUGUUCUGAUGCAGUAUAUUCCUUGGUAACUCUUCCCAACUUUCUCGUUCUUCUACCUUCAGUAUCCAUUAUUUUGAUGUCAGUUUCACAUUUAAUCUUUCAUACUAAUUUUAUAUGUUUCGUGCAUUGCUAAUCUGAAAUGUACAGUUCAGAUUAUAAACAUUCCAGAUUUUUUACUGUUCGUCCUUAGGUAGAUGAAUAAAAACAAACAAGGCUUAGUGUUCACAUUUAUGUGUAAUGUGAUGUUAUAGCAAUUUCUAAGUCAUUACACAUUGCAUUUUCGAUUUAUUGUAUUAUAUGUUACGCCAUACCACACUUUCCACUCCAGUGCUGUUCUUGAAUCUAGUCUUUGAGGAUGUCACAGGCCUAAAUUUAGCACUUGUUGCAUUAAAGUUCAGAUUUGUAUAGGAAAUGGGGAUGAAGGGAUGAAGUUACUCUUCAGCGGGACCCCAAUCUCACUUAAAAUGAAAAAGCAUUGACAGUAGAUAUGAAUGUACGCUUCCCACAAUUAGCAUUUUUAGUCCAGCUUUUCAUUCGUUUUAAAAGAGAGCCAUUAGCAUUUUGUGUAUAUGUAUGAUAGCCUAUAUGUGCAUGAGAUAACUAGUAUAGGACAACAGAUUUUUUAUGCCUACAAAUUAAAAUAGACACUAUUGAAGCAUGAAGAUGGAUACUAGAUGCAUCCGAUACCGAUGCCUGAUGGGAAGAAAUUUGCCAAAAUUUCAAAUGAAAUCUUAUAUACCAGUUUACAGGCCAGUGUUUGGCCAAUGUAUUUCCAUCCAAACUGUUAAUAUUCACAUAUGUCUUCAUUGCAUUGACUGUGACAAAAGUCUCGGAUCAUUUUAAUAAGCCAUUUAAAUAUUAAAAGCUAAGAAUUUAUGUUACUUUUCUAUUUACAAUUUUUAAAACUAUUUAUUAUUAUUUGUUCACCAUUAUUAAAGCAAGCACAAGACAUGUGAUUUUUAAAGCAACGUUUUAAGUAAUUAAGAUUACAGGGUACCAUAAGGAGCAUGAAGGCUGAGACACUCAAGAGCUAUUUGACGACUAUCAAACAUAAUAGAAAGAGACUUUUACUAAAAUAGCUCCGCUCAUGCUGAUCUGGUGCCAAUCACAUGUAGAGCAG
Molecule: messenger RNA, 4372 nt
Organism: Labeo rohita (rohu)
Lineage: Eukaryota; Metazoa; Chordata; Actinopteri; Cypriniformes; Cyprinidae
Product: protein FAM171A2
Exons: 8
Coding region: 110-2668 (852 amino acids)
Source: RefSeq, a predicted model, not a curated record